ACUUGUUGCAAGAUUAAGUUGAAGACUUGUUCAAACUACAAACAGUCUCAUCAUCAAACUAAAAAUGGGUAGCUUGGGAGAAGAAGAACUUGAUCAGAUGGUCAGAGACUACAUUGAAUCUUCUGACUCACACUCUUCCCUCUCUUUCUCUUCUUCAAAACCUCUUCAUCCAUCUGAAUAUCUCACUCUACAGGGUAUCCUUGGGAAAAUCUCAGAUGUUGAAGCUGAGAUUCAGCAGAAAAUUUCCAUGUACAUCAAGAAUUCGGGAAGUUUAGUGGAGACAAAAAAUCAGAGAAAAUGGGCAGCUAUGAGACUAAAAGCUGAUGGUUUUGAAGCGUCUCUAUGCAAGACGACUUGGGACUCUUCUUCUUGUUUUUCCAAAGCGUUCCAAUCAACAGAGAGUUAUGAGUACAUUGAAGUUAUGGUCAAAAAGAGCAGCAUUAAUGGCGGCAUACCAACAAGGCUGUUAGUGGAUAUAGAUUUCAGGUCUCAGUUUGAAGUGGCAAGGCCUACACAAACUUACAACGAUCUCGUCAAGAUUCUUCCAACGAUUUUUGUUGGUACUGAGGAGAAGCUAAGGGAGAUAAUAUCAUUAAUUUCCCCAGCUGGUGAGAAAUCCUUCAAGGAAAAAGGCCUCCAUUUUCCUCCAUGGAGAAGUGCCAAUUACAUGAAGGCAAAAUGGCUCUCCACAAACUAUAAGAAACUCCCAUUGUCAUCAAAUCAGAGUGAACAAAAAGGCAACGAUGUUAGUAUAGUUUGUUGUCCUUUGAUGACAUAUUUAGCAAAGGGCAAUCAUCAUUAAGGAAAUGCAUAGAGAAAAA
Molecule: messenger RNA, 821 nt
Organism: Mangifera indica (mango)
Lineage: Eukaryota; Viridiplantae; Streptophyta; Magnoliopsida; Sapindales; Anacardiaceae
Exons: 3
Coding region: 65-802 (245 amino acids)
Source: RefSeq, a predicted model, not a curated record